AUGGCUGAAGGUAACAAGCGCCCGAGAGUCUUUUUCGACAUUGCCAUUGGCGGUGUGAAGAAGGGCAGAAUCGCCUUCGAGCUUUACAAUGACAUCGUACCCAAGACGGCCGAGAACUUCCGCGCGCUCUGCACCGGCGAGAAAGGCGCGAACAAGGACGGUGUGCCGCUGCACUACAAGGGCUCGGGCUUCCACCGCGUCAUCAAACAGUUUAUGAUUCAGGGCGGAGACUUCACAGCCGGCAAUGGCACGGGUGGUGAGAGCAUAUACGGGGAGAAAUUCGAUGAUGAGAACUUUGAGAAGAUCCACGAGAAGCCAUUCUUGCUGAGCAUGGCUAACGCAGGACCUGGCACCAACGGCUCCCAGUUCUUCAUCACAACAGUCCCCACACCGCAUCUCGACAAUAAGCACGUUGUCUUCGGCGAGGUCAUCAACGGCAAGAGCAUUGUCCGGGAGAUCGAGAACCUCAAGACGCAGAGCGGUGACAAGCCUCUUCACGACGCUACCAUCAUCGACUGCGGCGAGCUCACCGGCGACGAGUACACCAAAGCCACAGACAAGACGCCCGACCAGACCGGCGACCCCUACGAGGACUUCCCCGAGGACCAGAAGCCAGACGACGCAGAGUGGGUCGGCGCGCAGAUUGUCGAGAUCGCAACCGCGCUCAAGGACCUUGGCAACACCGCCUUCAAGGCCGGCGCGCUGCAGCUCGGCCUCGCAAAGUACCAGAAGGGCCUGCGCUACCUGCACGAGUACCCAACCCUCCUCGACUCAGACCCGAAGGAGCUCGGCAUCCAGCUCAACGCGCUCAAGACGUCGCUAUACCUCAACUCGGCGCUGCUGCAGAACAAGGUGGGGCAGUACGUCGAGGCGGCAGAGAGCGCGGGGAAGGCGCUCGAGGUGGAGGGCAUCAGCGAGAAGGACAUGGCGAAGGCGUAUUUCCGCCGGGCGCAGGCGAGAGUCGGGCGGAAGAACGACGAGGAGGCGGUCAAGGAUUUGGAGAUGGCGGCCAAGUAUGCGCCGGGGGAUGCGGCGAUCUCAAAGGAGCUGGAGGGCGUGAAGAGGAGGGUGAAGGAGAGGCGGGAGAAAGAGAAGAAGGCCUACAAAAAUGCGUUCAACUUCUAG
This is a messenger RNA of Paraphaeosphaeria sporulosa, 1125 nucleotides long. Its product is annotated as peptidyl-prolyl cis-trans isomerase D. Lineage: Eukaryota; Fungi; Ascomycota; Dothideomycetes; Pleosporales; Didymosphaeriaceae. Gene Ontology annotation, molecular function: peptidyl-prolyl cis-trans isomerase activity; protein binding. Gene Ontology annotation, cellular component: intracellular membrane-bounded organelle. Gene Ontology annotation, biological process: protein folding; protein peptidyl-prolyl isomerization. The transcript has 6 exons. The record is from RefSeq and is a predicted model, not a curated record. The coding region runs from base 1 to 1125 and encodes 374 amino acids.